UAGUGUCCUUUCUACUUUGUCUGUGGCUGUGUUUCAGUGAGGUGAGAAUGUGACGGAAGUGUACAAAUCGAAAUAUCAGACAGUGUUUAAAAUCUUGGUAACUAUUACCGCGAUUCGCUAGUAUCAUCAGAUCAAACAAUACUGCCCCACGGUUCAAGUAGUGUGUGCUGUUCGGCAACAGAGUUUCGGAUAUCGGACCAGACUUCUGCAGACUGAGCUCUGUCUAUGAAUGAAUCAGUCAUCUCGUGAAGGUGGGAAAGUAUCGUAAUAAUGGAAGCUGCCGACAUGGAUGAGAUAAUCGCCGGGUUGAAAAAUGCAACAAUAGAAAAGAAUCCUGAACAGGCUGUACCGCUGCUGAAGCGAAUAACUGAUGCGGAAAAUAAUCUCAGCGAUAAAUACGACAUUAGAACCGAUUUGCUUGAACUGCUGUCGCUGGAUGAUCAAACGGUCUGCAUACAGGUAGCUCGGUGCAUUGCAGAGAUAGCGAAGUCGGAAGCGCAACGAGAUAAGUUCACCAAAGAGGAUAUCAUUCGGAAGCUUGUUUCAUUUUUGUCGUCGGAAAAUGAAAAGAGCAAGCUUGAACUGACUACUCAGGUGUGCCGAGCUUUGGGUAACAUUUGCUAUGCUAAUGACGAUGCGCGUAACAUAAUUAAAGCCACUAAGGGCGACGAGCAAAUUUUUUCGCUCCUAGAUUUGGAUCUGGACACCGACGAGGAAGACAAAGAUCAGUUUGUACGAGUAAGAUGUGGUUUGAUUUCGAAUUACUUGCUCGGGAGCGAUGACAUAGCAGAAAGAGCGGUGGAACUCCAAAUUAUCGGAAAGAUUGAGAAAAUCCUGAAUCGAUGCGUUGCUGAUGUCGAUAAGUACGAAGAUCUGCUGCUAAACAUACUGCCACCAUUAAGUAUUUUAACGGAGCAGAUAAGUGAUUUAUACUUUGAGCCAUCGCUGAACAAAUUGAUCGCACAAAUUUUGGCAAAAUGUACCAAUCCAGAUUUGGCCGAAUCAUGUCUAGCGUUGCUGCAUUAUGAGGCGCAAAACGACGAAGUUAAGCUACUACUGGCCGAGGAAGGUCUGUGCGAAACAAUAUAUAAACUGCUGGAAAAGUACAAAACCUUCGCCAAUACGGACGAGGCACGGGUGCUGAUGAAGCUGGCUUGUGAUCUUAUUGUACUUAUUCUGACUGGAGAUAAGUCGAUGCACUAUUUGUAUACAACUCCGUUGCUGAAAUAUAUGGAAGAUUGGCUCGAUUCGUACGACGUUGAGUUGUUGACUACCGGCGUUCUGGCUUUGGGAAAUUUCGCACGUACUGAUCGGCACUGUAUCUACAUGGUGGAGAACAAAAUCAUGCAUAAAUUGCUCUCUAUUCUAGCAAAGAACAAUGGCAUCGACCACCAGAUGACACUGCAGCAUGCUCUGUUGAGCACUCUGAAGAAUCUAGUAAUACCGAAACCGAAUAAGGCUGCCGUAAUUGAAGCCGGUUUGGUAGACAUCAUUCUACCGAUGUUGGAAAUUCACCAACCACCGGUUGUGUUUAAGCUUCUCGGAACGCUCCGGAUGACAGUGGACGGACAAGAAAGUAUAGCGCGAGAGCUUUUGCAGAACGAAAAACUUAUCAAACAGUUAGUUCAUUGGAGUAAAACCUCCGAGUUUACGGGAGUUCUGGGAGAAUCGCUACGAUUGAUGGCGUGGCUGAUUAAGCAUGCCUACCAUGCAAACCAGAACCUAUCGGCGGCGGAUGACGUCGGCUUGCGAAAGUUCGUUGCAGUCGACGGAUCGGUCGAGAGUAUGGUAAGCAUGCUGACUUCUACGCAUUUGGUAAUGCAGAACGAGGCAUUGAUAGCGCUUAGCAUUUUGUCGACGGUUUUCCACAACAAAACUGCCGACGUACAGCUGGACCAUCUGUUGAUAGAGGCCGAUGUGGGUGCCAAGCUGGCCGAGCAAAUCACGCUGAAUGGGGAAACUAUGACGAAAGAAAUAGUGGAAAACUUACAGACAUUCGUUAAGCUUUUGAAAACAUCGCCCGAAUGUGUUGAGCAUCUCAAAAAACACAAUAUAGACGAAUUGCUAAAGUCUAUACCUAGUCUGGUCGAGUAUUGCACACUCUAAGUGCUUGAUUUUUAUAUUUUUGUCUGUUUUUUUAGUCACAAUGCUGAUCAGUAUUGUUUUCCACAUGCAAAUGUUCUGUUGCAUCAACUUCUAUAAAUUUUGUGCACUGCGAACGGGACAAAUUGCAAGAAGUUAAGAUGCAUCCUUAAGACUUUUUAUAAUUCAUUUGUGUGAUACAGAUUAUUCUCAAGAACAAGGCGCUGGGUGCUUUUAAAGUUUUUUGAAUUUAUCAGCCAAGAAAAGUUGCAGGAUAACAUUCAUAGCUUAUGGUUAUAUGCAGGCUUGCUAGGCUACUGGCAAAUUUAUUUUAAGCAUUUUGAAUUGCUUCUCAUGUGAUAUGGCGUAUUAAAUGGUAUCUGACAAUUGAAAUUGCUAAUCCCUUGAUAUUAGUAAGCAUUAUAAUUAUAGUUCUUUAUGGCUCAGGUGCUUAUUAGAAUACGGAUUUCAAACUUUCUGUAAAUUGAGUCCACAGUACUAUUAAAUAGGUUCUUCUGUCAACAUGCUAUUUAUCUCUAAAAGCUCUCGUCGUUCGAUUUGUAUAAGAAGGUACGAGAUCAAAACAGACUUUAUUCGUAGAGCGAGAUGAUCUGUAAUCUUAUGAUUUUUUUUAUAAUCUUGUUUUACAACAAAAUUUGAAAUAAACAUCGUAAGGAUUGUGUUAUAGACACAAUAGUGUGGUUGACGUAGGACUACAUUUGACAAGUUCUUUCUAUGAAACAUUGCAUAAGAAAACUUUUUAACAAGCUUGACUCAUACAGCCAACACAACUUAUAAUAAAUAACCUGUAGAUAACCAUUAACCAUAAUAUGUUAUGUUCAGUAGGCAAUAUAAGAUAGUAUUAUCUGAAACAAAUACUGUUGCUAUCAACAAAAUCGGGAAAUGCCAAAUUCGAACUCUCACUGCCACUCUGUUGGUUCCGUGUUGUUCCAUUGCAUGAAUGAUUAUAAAACGUGGCAUGUUUUUUAGAUUUUGCGGAUUUACCUUCCCGUAAAACGUAGUCCUACGUCAAUAGUGUUUGUCAUUGGCGACGGUCACCAAUGUUUUAAAAAUUUUCGAUGUUUCGUAAUACGGUCCUGUUAUUAAUCUAUUAGAAAAAGGGUGGACCCAGAAUUUCAAACUAUUUACCAUUUCGAUCGUUUCAGUCAAUACUUGUAGUAACGCAAAGUGAAAGUCUUUACUGUCCCAUUGUUCACUAUUUCUAUACAUUUCAUAGCAAUGCAUUGUUUGUACAAUUCACAUGGUUUGCAAUUUUUUUCCGAUGUGAUAAUAGGUGGGCAAAAGAAAUUUACAAAUCUAAGUAUUUUUUUGUUUCUAAACAAUCAAUUAAAUAUGCAAUUACUCAUCUUGAUUCUACAUCUUGAUCGAACAUUCUUUGGCUACAACACGUCUCUUUGGUGGAUUUGGGUCAAAUGUUAAGGUUUAAAACAACUUUGGCUUCAAAAUAGGAAUCCUUAUCAGAAGCAGAACGGAUCUGAUCAAAAAGUAGAAUCGAACUGAUUUUCUUUAGUCAUUAAAUGUGUCGAAAGUACCCAGUAGGUUUGCGUAGGUUCGAAUUUCAAACUUUGAACACAUUUUUUAAAGUAGAAGUUUAGUUAAAUCAAUAAAUAUAUGAAUAAACUGAAAACAAUCAUUGCAUUUAUUGAAUACGUGCUAAAUAGUAAUAGAACGAGUGAAGCAAAACAUAGUUGAAACAAUAGGCUUCUUUUCUAAAGAUACUAUUUUAAAUUUUAACAAUGAAAUAAUACAAAGAUCAAGACUAACUUUUUCCUGAUAUCUUUCUACGCUGUCACACAAAUACAACCCUUCAGUAGGAUUCGAGUACAAUUUUUUCCCCUUGUACGUAGUAUAGACUACACUGUUUUAAUGUUUUACAAAAAUACUACAUUUCGAACGAAAACAUGUUAAAAUGCAUCUUAAACCGAAUAAUAAGCAAUGUUUUUUCAUAUUAGUCGGAUGACGAAAUGUUACACAAUCAAAUUUAUUAAACAAUUCAUGUCGUUCAUGCGCAAAAAAAACACAAGAUUGUUAUUUACAAGCAUAUAAUAAAAUAACUUAUAAUUUUUGACUAAAAUGUAGGGAAAGCACAAAGUUGUCGAGUUGAGUGUAUUGAUUUCAAAUAGAAGACAAGGUUAUCGGAUAAGUCGAGAAAAUGCUUACUGGACUGCACACGUCCAUUUUAUUGGAAUGAACAGUUACACGAUAAAAACCAGUACCAAUUAAUUAAACGCAAAGGACACAUCGAAUAAUAUUGGAAUAUAAUGGUAGGUACAUUGAGAAUGCUGUUGUGUGGAAAACACGAUUCAACUGAAAAAUUACAGACAUUCGCAAGCCGUGGGUUAGCCGAUUAU
This is a messenger RNA of Sabethes cyaneus, 4454 nucleotides long. It is a transcript of the gene vimar, whose product is annotated as GTPase-GDP dissociation stimulator vimar. Gene Ontology annotation, biological process: positive regulation of GTPase activity. The transcript has 5 exons. Bases 271 to 2106 code for a protein of 611 amino acids. Gene Ontology annotation, cellular component: cytosol. Lineage: Eukaryota; Metazoa; Arthropoda; Insecta; Diptera; Culicidae. The record is from RefSeq and is a predicted model, not a curated record. Gene Ontology annotation, molecular function: protein binding; guanyl-nucleotide exchange factor activity.